Messenger RNA from Colletotrichum navitas, 1812 nucleotides. Its product is annotated as NmrA-like family protein. Lineage: Eukaryota; Fungi; Ascomycota; Sordariomycetes; Glomerellales; Glomerellaceae. The coding region runs from base 368 to 1321 and encodes 317 amino acids. The transcript is spliced from 4 exons. Gene Ontology annotation, cellular component: nucleus. The record is from RefSeq and is a predicted model, not a curated record.
UGCAAGCUGGGAGGGGUUUUGGCGCAGUGGCGCACCCCAAUCUGGUAAUGCAUAUCGAGGUGCGUCGGUACGUCCUGGAGGGGUGAGGGAGAAGACCAGCCUCAUGGACACUCUCGAUGUAUAAAGGCGCGAUGGCCGCUGUCUCACCUCGAUGCUGAACUUUGAACCUCAUUAAACAAGCAACAUUUCACUGUUACUUACAUCGACCGUAUACAUAUUCAGCACUCGAUUGAGACAAGCUGUUCAAGGUAUGUGGGCCCAUAUCUAUCCCAAUCACAUGGUGUAUCUUUACCAAGGCUGUAUCUAAUGUAGCAGCGCAGUGCAAGUUCGGCUUGAAUACCAAAAAGCACAAUCAUCGACCUUCAAAAUGUCCAAGAAGCUCAUCACUGUGUUCGGUGCCACCGGUGCCCAGGGUGGCAGCGUCGUUUCCAUUUUCCUUAGCGACCCCAAGCUCAGCAAGGACUGGCAAGUCCGCGGCGUCACUCGUGAUGCCAGCAAGGACUCGUCCAAGGCUCUAGCAGCCAAGGGCGUCGAGAUUGUCGCUGCCGAUCUCGGUGACAAGUCUUCGCUCGCCGCGGCAGUAAAGGGCGCCUCAGCCGUAUUCGCCGUGACCAACUACUGGGACAAGCUUGAUAAGGAGCUCGAGGUCCAACAGGGUAAGAACAUUGCCGACGCUGCUCUGGAGGCUGGCGUCGACCACUUCAUCUUUAGCUCGCUUCUCGACAUCACCAAGUUGUCUAACGGCGUUCUCCCCGACGUCUAUCACUUUGACAGCAAGGCCGCCGUCGAGGAGUACAUCCGCACAACCUCCCUCCCAUCAACCUUCUUCCUUCCCGGUUUCUACAUGUCCAACCUCCCCGGCGGCAUGCUCCGCCAGACGCCUCCGGACAACGCCUGGGCCCUCACCCUCCCUAUCCCGGCCAGCUCGCCGAUUCCGUUCUUCGACGCAGCCGCUGACACGGGCAAGUUCGUUAAGGGUAUCGUACUGAACCGCGAAAAGGUGCUCGGCAAGCGGGUUCUGGCGGCAACAGCGUACACGACGGCUGGCGAGGCUGUUGACGUAUUCAAGAAGGUGUACCCAGAGGUGGGCAAGACGGCGCGGUACAACGAGGCCUCGCACGAUGCCUUCCGUGGCGCGCUCAAGAGCCAGGGCAUGCCCGACUUUGUUGCGGAGGAGAUGCUGCAGAACAUGAGGCUGCUCAAUGAGUUUGGGUACUACGGCGGCGAGAAAUUGGACGAGUCGCAUGCGAUUGUGGAGGACAAGCUGACGACUUUGGAGGAGCAUAUGAAGAACUCCAAGGUCUUCGCCGGGCUACAGUGAGUUACUUGGGCGGGUGGCUAGUUUCUGAGGGCAGUGGCUGAUAAAAUGCGUCGAGCUUGAAGAACUGAUGUUCCAUUGCUCGUUGAACUCUUGAAGCCCAUUGUUGAUUCAAUACCUAAGCCGCUGACUCGCGAACCUGAGCUUCUGUGAUCCCUGAAGUCAUUGAAAUUGCCGCAGGCCUGCAGCUUGACAGCCACGACACGUUGGCAAAUGCGAAAAUGCGAUUGAGAUAAACGUAGGAGGAGGCCAGAAAUGUCACUUAUAGUUGACAACGAGGGUGUUUCCACGCCAGAAUAUAAUAAAAGGCAAUCUCCCACGGUUGUAAGCCGGUGCGUAAAGAUACCGAGGCCCAAAAAAUGGCAGUGCAGUGGUGGGCCAGGAGAAAACGAACCGAGGCAAAGCAAUUCUAGAGGGGACCCGCCUCGACCCCGACCGCAUGUUUUCUUUAGUGUACGUAAGUUCUACCACACAAACGCUAAGCACGAGCCCCC